Molecule: messenger RNA, 816 nt
Organism: Schistocerca gregaria
Lineage: Eukaryota; Metazoa; Arthropoda; Insecta; Orthoptera; Acrididae
Exons: 5
Coding region: 1-816 (271 amino acids)
Source: RefSeq, a predicted model, not a curated record
AUGAAGGAUGCAACUCAGCCUGAGGAUGGCGUGCCCCUGCUGCCGCGGCGGCCGCUCGCAAACAGCGGCGCCGGCGGCGGUGGGGGGUUCCCCGCGACCGCUAACGAUGCGCCGCGGAACGAGGAGCAGCCCGCCGCCAGCCCCCAGUACUGGUGGCUGGCCUGCCCUGCCCGGCUCGUUACGCGGCUAACAGCCCCUGCUCCAGCUCCAGCUGCUGGUAGCGCCGCCCGGGCCAGGGCCCCGUCCCCGCCACCGCCACCGCGGCCGCCUCUGGACAGCGCUAAUGAAGCGCGCCGCACCCCGCCAAGACUUGUGAGUAUGCUGGAGCAACCGCCGCCGCCGCUUCCCCGUGUCGCCCUGCCAGGCGCCGCGGCCAGCACAACUGGCCGCUUCUCUCGCGGGCAGCGCGGGUCCAGCUCGGCGUGGCGACACGGCGACACGCGAAGGCUCUCAGCCGGCGGCGGCCCGCGACGCAAAGCGGAUCAGCUGCAGCUGCAGCGGCGACACAGCUCCGAGGUCUCGCAGCCAAGGGCAGCACGCGACUCCUGCCCACGCGCAGCAGAGUCGCGCGUCAGUGACGGACCACCGCGACGGCGGCUGCGCUCCAGCAGCAGCGACGCUACCGUCGCUUCCGCGCGGCGCCUGUGCGACUGUGGGCCGACGCGCCCGCCCGUCAAACGACUAAACGGGCAGUCCGGCGCUGCCUGCGCGGUGCGGUGCGGUGCGGUGCGGCCUAUUGAAAGCCCCGGCUGGCGCCAUCACUGGCGGAAUGUAAUUAACUCCGGCGCAAAGUCCACCCGCGCCGCGCCGAGCUAG